AAAUUGCUCAAGAUAAAAACAAUGGAGUUGCUUUCUAAAAUUUUUAAGAAGUUGGAAAUGAGCCGGAAAAGGGAGGAGGAAACUUUGAGGAAGUUGGACGACAACCAGAAAAGGGUGGAGGAAACUUUGAGGAAGUUGGACGACAACCAAAAGCUAAUAGAAACGUUGACGGAAGAAGUAAAAAGCUUCGCGACGAAGUUCGAGAACUGAAAACUUCCACCGUCGACGAGCCGCAGAGCCGACUAAACACUGUCCCCGUCGUCGAGCCGCAAAGCGAAUGGUUGGAACCUAUGCCAUUUAGGUCACUCUUCGAAUUGCAAGAAUUCGACGACCGCUUAAGUAUUGAUGAACAAUUGCGAGCAGAACUGAAAUUAAAGCUUGAUGGGAUUAGUGCGUCGGAUUUGCCAUCGUAUACUAGACUGGCCAUUAAGUCAGUGAUAGACGACAAUGUGGCUAAACAUCUUACUUGGCGAGGGACGCGUCAUAAACUAAGUAUCCAGUCGUUCACCAUAUGUAGCGUUAUAAAAGAGUUGGCACUGAAUAAGUUUUCGAAUGGGACAGAAGUGGAAAUUAACAGAGUAAUACAGCAACAUUUUGUUCACGCCCAAGACUGGGUUAACAAACGCGAAAAAACACUUAAAAAUUGA
Messenger RNA from Drosophila ficusphila, 647 nucleotides. RefSeq lists its product as uncharacterized. The transcript has 4 exons. The record is from RefSeq and is a predicted model, not a curated record. Bases 291 to 647 code for a protein of 118 amino acids. Lineage: Eukaryota; Metazoa; Arthropoda; Insecta; Diptera; Drosophilidae.